AUGAUGUCAAUAAUGCACUAUGGUGAAUGUGAGAUGGAACAUAAGCCUGAAAUUAUAUACGACUACAAUAGAACAAAAUGGGGUAUUGAUGCUCUUGAUGAAAAGACUCAUAAUUAUACAACUUUCAGAAGAAAAAGGCGGAAGCCUAUGGCAAUAUUCUACACCAUAUUGGAUAUAGCUGGUGUAAAUGCUUUUGUUUUACUCCAGGCCAAAGAAGACAAUAAUGAUAUUAUUCGUCGAGAAUUCCUCAUUCAACUAGGAAUGGAACUUGUAAGUGACCAUAUGAAAAGAAGACUGGAUUCUCCAUUUCUGAGAAAAGACGUCAGAAAUUCGAUUUUUGAUAUUUUAGGAAUGAAUCCUAACGAGGCACCAGGAACAUCCCAAGCCGGCAAAGAGGCUCCUCCUACUAAAUCUAAGAGAAGAAGGUGCUCCAUAUAA
Messenger RNA from Schistocerca serialis cubense, 438 nucleotides. RefSeq lists its product as uncharacterized. NCBI's taxonomy places the organism in Eukaryota, Metazoa, Arthropoda, Insecta, Orthoptera, Acrididae. The transcript has a single exon. The coding region runs from base 1 to 438 and encodes 145 amino acids. The record is from RefSeq and is a predicted model, not a curated record.